UGUGUGGGUGUGGGUGUGUGUGGGGGGGGAGGUUGUGCAGGAUGCAGGAACAGUGAGGAGACACACCCACUCUCGCCAUGGCAUGCUCGCCAACUCCUUUCCCUGUUUGAGCACCAUCCUCCCUACAACUUGUCGCUGGGGCUUCAGAGUGGAGCCCCACCCAGCGCACACACACCAACACACUACAGCCCCCAGCCAUCUGUGUGUGUGCACAAGGUGUGUGUGUGUGCGUGCGUGCGCACGUGAGAGUUGGGUUCUGGCCCCCUGCCUGAGCGACCAUGUCUGUGGUGUUGCCCCUGGAUGGGAUGAGAGAGGGGGAGAGUGUGCCAGCUUCUGAGGCCCUCGCUAGCACCCGUGGUAAAGGAGCCAGCACUACGCCCGGCAAGGACGCAGCCUCCGAUAACGGCCCCGAUCCCGACGAUAAUGUCUUGCAAGACACACAGAAGCGUAGUCAGAACCAUGGCCAUACAAGGAAAAGAGCCAAGUCCAAUGCCAAGCUGAAGCUGGUGAGGAGUCUAGCAGUAUGUGAGGAGUCUUUGGGCCUGUUCUCCACUGAUGGAUCCCCAGAAUCCCAGGACAUUAUUCAGCUCCACAUCAGCUGCCCAUCAGACAAAGAGGAGGAGAAGUCCUCGAAAGACGAAUAUGAGAGUGAGGAGCGAGAGAAGAAGGACAAAGCUCCACGCAAGAUGCUUUCUCGGGACUCCAGUCAGGAGUACACAGACUCCACAGGCAUCGAUGUGCACGAAUUCUUGGUGAACACACUGAAAAACAACCCCAGGGACAGAAUGAUGCUGCUGAAGCUGGAACAGGAUAUACUGGAGUUCAUUAAUGAUGACAAUAACCAGUAUAAGAAGUUCCCUCAGAUGACCUCGUACCAUCGCAUGUUGCUACACAGAGUAGCAGCUUAUUUUGGCAUGGAUCACAACGUGGACCAAACUGGCAAAGCAGUCAUCAUCAACAAGACAAGCAACACGCGCAUCCCAGAGCAGAGAUUUUCAGAGCACAUUAAGGAUGAGAGGAACAUGGAUUUCCAGAAGAAAUUUAUCCUGAAGAGGGACGAUGCCAGCAUGGACAAAGAUGAUAACCAGAUCCGUGUUCCCCUCCAGGAUGGGCGUCGCAGUAAGUCCAUUGAGGAGAGGGAGGAGGAGUAUCAGAGGGUGCGAGAUCGGAUCUUUGCUCGAGAAGUGUUUUUUUCUUCACAGUCUUCUCAAAACGGAUACAUCAAUGACAACAGACUGUCCACUGAAGUCCACUCCUCUUCCUCUCAUAAGAGGAGGCAAAUCUUUAGGGGGAAUAAGGAGAGCUCAAGUAGGGCCUCCAGCAGUCGGCAGAGCAGCACAGACAGCGACAUGAAGAGCCUGGAGCCGCGUCCGUGGAGUAGCACGGAUUCGGACAGCUCCAACCGCACACUGAGGCCCCCCGUUACCAAGGCCAGUAGCUUCAGUGGCAUCUCUAUCCUGACACGCGGGGACAGCCUGGGCAGUAAGGGCUCACAGGGCAGCGCCAGAGGCUCACGCACAGGUCUUCCUCUUACCACCACGGACACGUGCCCACAGCCUCAGCCGCCCCAGCAGGGACGCAGUCUCCUGCCCUGCCCUUCCAACUGCCCCUCCAACGCCCCACAGCCCCAGAGCCAAGUCCCGCCUCCACCUCCACAGACUGCCCUGCUACCCACCCCUACGCACACCCACACCCAUCCACCGCACCCCAUCAGCAGCCACAGCCACAGUCACAACCACAACCACAUGCUGCCCCAGCCGGUGGCGUCUCUGCAACCCUCUCCGCAGCCUGUCUCAUACUCCAGCCCCUCCUGCCCUCAGGUCAUCCUGCCCGUUUCUCCUUCUCAGCAGUAUAACAUGGCUGAUGAGCUGACUCCAGCCUUCGGCCAGAUGUCGCUGAGCCGCCAGGGCUCCAGCGAAGCUCCGGAGGCCCCCGGCCUCUACCAGCCUCCCCCUGCUGUCCUGUCCCAGCACCCCCCGCCUCAGGCGGGCUACAUCAUGCCCCCUCCACCCUCCGGGUACCAGCCUCCCACACCCCAUCCUCACCCCCCUCCACCCCCUCCUCCCCCCACCCAGCCUGUGCUGCAGACAGCUCCACCUGCACAGGGCUACAUGCAGCCUCCACCACCACCUCAGCAGAUCCAGGUGCAGUUUUACUCAGCUGGUGGGCAGUACCCAAGUUCAGGGCAGCAGUACCGGUCCAUUUCCCACCAGGUGUCGUACCCAGCUCAACGCUCUCAACCUCUCCCCCCACCAACACAGCCCUCUGCUCCUCUCCAGCCAUCUCCUCUGAUGGCCAGUCAACAGCCAGCAUACCAGGGCAUGAUGGGUGUUCAGCAGCCCCAGAGUGCCAGUAUAAUGAACUCCCAACGUACAGGCAUGAGUGGACAGAUGCAGGGCAUGAUGGUCCAGUACACGCCUAUGCCCUCUUAUCAGGUGCCUGUAGCUAAUGAAAGUCAGCCUGUGGUGCAGCAGCAAUACCAGCAGCCCGUCAUGGUACCCGUCAGCCAGUCUGUACAGGGUGCUAUGCCAGCUGCUGCACCCAUGCCACUCUACUACAGUGUCCUGACCCCCACACAACAGAACAGCACAAGCCCGUCCGUAAGCUACCUGCAGCCUCCCAGUUCUGAUCAAUACCAGAUGACCCAGUCUCCUUCCCCAUGCAGCCCUCAGCAAAUGCAGCAGCAGUAUUCAGGAGUGCCACCCCCUGGCCCAGGUGUCAUGGUGAUGCAGUUGAGUGUUCCAAAUGGGCCACAGCCUACUCAGAAUCCUCCAAUGGUGCAGUGGAAUCCCUGCAAGUAUUACAGCAUGGAGCAAAGGCCCAGCAAGCCUGAGCCACAGGUCAGUACUCAGUUGAGCAGUCCUCUGGCAUCUCCUACCCAGUCCCCCACUCCCUCUCCAUCCAGCAGUGGGAACAGUGUUUGUCCUGGGCUCGGCCCACUGCCGCUCAUUUCCCAGUUUCCUCGGCCUGGUGGACCAGCACAAGGAGAUGGACGGUAUUCCUUACUGGGACAGCCUUUGCAGUACAGCCUGUGUCCUCCGCCCAUCAUGCACAACCCCAACCAGUCCUCCUAUAGCUCCCACCAGGGUCCAGGAGUAAUGAAGCAUGGAGCUAGAGGGAAGAAACAGACACUCAAAUCUGCCUCUACCGACUUGGGAACUACUGAUGUGGUGGUGAAUCGUGUGCUAGAAGUGACGGACCUGCCCGAAGGCAUCUCUCGCCCCGAGGCCGAGAAACUCUUCAACCAGCUCUCGCUCUGUGGCGCCAAGAUCCAGUGGCUCAAGGACCCCCAGGUGCCCCGGGGCCCCUCCAGUGGGGUAGGAAGUGGAGUGGGCAAGAGCGAGGCCCACGACCCAGCGCACCUCUACACCGUUGUGGCGGUGUUCCCCAACACCAUGGCCGCCCAGAGCGCUUCCUUCAAGCUGAACAACAGCGGAGGGAGCCUGUUCAAACUUCGCGCUGCCAAAAAGAACUAUGACCUGCGUGUGCUGGAGAGAGCAAGCUCACAGUGAGGGGAGGAAAGGAACAAGGGAGGGAGGGAGCUAGGAAUGGAGCGAGGAAGAGGGAGAAGAUUGGGGAAGGAGAGUGGAGAGGGGGAAUAUGGAUCUGCGGCUGGUGUUUGAGAGGAAGCCGAGGAGAUUACAAGGGAAGAGAUCUGGUGAUUCAGUUGUUUUGGUUUUUUUCCUUGUAAUUUUAAUUUAAUUUAUUUUUUUGAGAAUUACUUGAAGAGCACAUAAGAUGUGAGCAUGUGUAACUCUUUUGCUGUAUAUGUCCUUACACACACACAUACACACAAGGCCAUAAAGUGGUAAAUGCAGCGUUAGCACAUAAUGUUCUGGACAGAGGAACUUGGAAGAACCCCUACCCUCUCCCCUUCUUUUUCUUGUCCUUUUAUUCUGUCCCUCCAUUUCUCACCAGUCUUCAUAUGCAGCUCCUCUUGUGUGCUCUCUCUCUCUGCUGACCUUUCACUCUUCCUCUCCUCCCUCUUUCUUAUGAUGCUCUAGCCAUCUCUCACGCACUUUCUCUUUCUACUGUUUCUCUUGCUUUCUGUUUGCCUUAAUGCUGUUGUGGACUUCUGUAUUGCGCUGUUUUCCUCUCUCUCUCUCUCUCUCUCUCUCUCUCUCUCUCAGAUGAAAUAAUGUUCCUUUUUUCGGUUCGAUAUAUUUAUAUAAGUGAUGUAAGGAUUAUAAGAAAUCUAUAUAUUCAGUGAUUCUCCCCCCUCCCCCCCCAAGUGGAUAAGUUAAAGCUCCUUACCUCCCUGACCCUCACUCCUCUCCUUCUCCCUCUCCCCACCAUACCUCCUUCCCUCCUCUGCCUCCUUAAUUGUUUCUCUUGCGUUUUUUUUGUUUUGUUUUGUUUUUGUUUGUUUUGUUUUUUUGAGUUGUGCAGGAAGUUUUCUGAGGUAUGUAAAAGUGCACAAUGAUUGCAAAUGUCUACUGUAAAUUCCAUUUAAUCUGUUUUUUUGUUUUUUUGUUUUUUGUUUUUAAAAAUAUAAAAUAUGACAAAA
Molecule: messenger RNA, 4507 nt
Organism: Electrophorus electricus (electric eel)
Lineage: Eukaryota; Metazoa; Chordata; Actinopteri; Gymnotiformes; Gymnotidae
Gene: r3hdm2
Product: R3H domain containing 2
Molecular function (GO): nucleic acid binding
Source: RefSeq, a predicted model, not a curated record